Pyrenophora tritici-repentis Pt-1C-BFP is the source of this 1089-nucleotide messenger RNA. Its product is annotated as SGL multi-domain protein. Lineage: Eukaryota; Fungi; Ascomycota; Dothideomycetes; Pleosporales; Pleosporaceae. The record is from RefSeq and is a predicted model, not a curated record.
AUGUCGAGCAUUAUACCCGUCGAUUUGCUGUCCUAUGCGACAAAUCCGUCGUACCUCUCCACCUUAGUCACGACCAAUGUCUCCAACCCAACGGCCAUCAAUCUCCUCGCCUACGACCAAAGUUUCGCGUCUGUGCUCGGAGAAAACGCGACGGCAAGGCAAUUGUACGACCUAGAUCAUCAAGCCUUCCACGAAGGCGGUGUGUACAACAAAGAUGCCAACAAACUAUACGUAACGAGCAACUGGGCCAAAGACCUCAACAACCCCAUCAACGUCACCAUCAUCGACCUUGCAAACAACUACUCCUACACCACAACGCGCUACUCCAACCUCGCCGAAGCAAACGGUCUAACGUCCUACUACCCCCCUGGAACCCAAAGCAACAGCUCAACCCCACCGCGCGUCCUCUACGCCGACGAGGGCGACUUGAUCAACCCCGCCGGCCUCGUUUCUGUCGACCCCGUAACCGGUGCCUCAGAACGCAUUCUCACCAGCUACCUCGGCCGAAACUUCAGCUCCAUCAACGACGUGCGCCAACACCCUGUAACAGGUGAUCUCUGGUUCACAGACGCGGAUUACGGCUACUUCCAAAACUUCCGCCCUGCGCCUACCAUCCCAAAGCAAGUCUACCGCUUCAACCCUGCUACGGGUGAAAUCGCGGUUGUAGCAACCGACUUUGUGCAAUGUAAUGGCCUGGAGUUCAGCCCUGAUCUAAAGACUUUGUAUGUUUCCGACACUGGUGCCGUGGGUUUCGAUAGGAAUCUUACACGCCCGGCUACGCUUUACGCAUUCGAUGUUACCGCGGAUCACAAGAGGUUGACUGGGAGACGCGUGUUCGCAUAUGCGGAUAACGGUUUCCCAGAUGGCGUUCACUGCGAUACUGAUGGUAACGUUUGGGCUGGAUGUGGCGAUGGUAUCCAUGUCUGGGACCCAGCUGGUAAAUUACUGGGGAAGAUCUGGACCGGGGUUGAAACGAACAAUUUCGCCUUCUUGCCCGGGGCGGUGUUGGUGUUUACUAAUGCGCAGCUUUGGAUUGUGGAGAAUCUGAAGGCGAUGGGCAGGGAGGUUAAGAAGGAUUGGGGACUUUAA